Tachysurus fulvidraco (yellow catfish) is the source of this 2289-nucleotide messenger RNA. Its product is annotated as nuclear body protein SP140-like protein. NCBI's taxonomy places the organism in Eukaryota, Metazoa, Chordata, Actinopteri, Siluriformes, Bagridae. The coding region runs from base 95 to 1972 and encodes 625 amino acids. Gene Ontology annotation, cellular component: nucleus. Gene Ontology annotation, molecular function: protein binding; DNA binding; DNA-binding transcription factor activity, RNA polymerase II-specific. Gene Ontology annotation, biological process: regulation of transcription by RNA polymerase II. The record is from RefSeq and is a predicted model, not a curated record. The transcript is spliced from 15 exons.
UCCUGUAAAGUUUACUUUCGAUUUCGUUCCACCAACUUCCGGGUUAGAACUCAUGCACAUCAUCUGGAGAACCACUGUUUAAUCGUACGGAUUUAUGAAGGGCAUUCACACUGACUCCAUGGAUCCGCUGGAUUUUCUAUCUCAGGAGGAGCUGAAGAAGUUUUUUCACUGUAAGAAGACUGAGAUCUCUUGUAUGAAUGAACCGCACACCUUCCUCAACCAGCUCCGAGACCACGACCUGGUACCUGAGGAUCUCUACAAGAAGGUCAUAAAUAUGAGAAGUAAGGAGAGAAGGAAGAAAGGUGUGUAUGACAUUUUGGAGUGGGUGGAGCAGAAGAAAGGACAGCGUGUGAAGAAGUUCUGGUGGUGUGUGUUUCAGGAGCACAUCCUGCAGAAUUAUCCUGUUUUCCGCUUUCUCCGAAACAGCCUUCUUGAUGGAUCCUACAAGAGUUAUCUGACGCUCCCUGAUACGGAGGACGAGAGCGACGAUGAGACAGAGCCGGUGCAGAAAGAAGAAGAGAAAGUAAAGGGAAGGAAAGGAAGCAGAAAGAGAAAGAAAAGUGACGAAGGGACUGAGGAGGAGGAGGAGGAACCAGGACCUUCAUCUUUCUCCACCCCUAGCAAAAAGAAAGCGGCGAGAAAGCCCACGUUCUGCUCACCAUUAAAAAGAGGACAGAAGGCUGAAAUUUGGACGUGGGAUCUGUAUAAAACGACCCUCCCUGUUACUUGUGGUAAUAAAGAUGCCACGCUGCAUCGGGACAAGUUAGCCAGAGGGUUGAAGAGUAUUCUGUACGAGGCUAAGUGGUUCACACCAAAUGAGUUUGAGAAGCUUGCAGGAAAAGGAAGCUCCAAGAACUGGAAGUUGUCCAUCCGCUGCCAAAAAACCCCACUGCAAAAACUUAUAGCGGAGGGUCAUCUGCAGUGUCCACGCAUGAAGAGACGAUGCGUUCGGAAGAGUCAGAGAGAGUUGUUUCCCAGCAGUUCCUCUGAAAGCUCCUCCAGCCCUGUUUCAUUCUCAUCCUUAGUAUCUUUACGGAUGGACGAAUCAAGCGAAGACCAGGAGGAGGAAGGAGAAGAAGACAGAGAACGAGGAGCAGACCAGGCGGCAGAAGAAGAGGAGGAUGAAGAUGAUGGAGAAGAUCUGACCGAGUUUCAGGCUGCGGUUUUACCAGUCAGCUGUGGUUCCAUCACUGGGGAGCUGUAUAAAAAUAGAUUUACAGGUGGGUCACGCAGUAAGAGCAUCCGCACAGAGGAGCGCUGGUUCACUCCUGAGGACUUUGUAAAGCAGGAGUUAACUCUGACAGACAGACACUGGAAGAAAGAUAUACUGUGUCACGGAAAAACCCUCGACUACCUGGUGAAGAAGAAGGUCCUGCAUAUCCACUCUGUGUCGUGCAAAUGUGAUUGUUGUGAUCCUACUGACCCGCUGGCUCAGAAUAACGACGACGUCUGCUUCAUUUGUGACUCUGACGGAGAUGAUGACGGAGAGCUGGUGUGCUGUGACGAGUGUCCACGAGCUUUCCAUAAGGACUGUCACUUACCACCUUACCACAACGACUCUAACGGGGAUAAAUGGAUGUGUACUUUCUGCAUUUGGAAGAUUAACCAGCGAAUGUGGAGAGACAUGAGUCUGGAACAAGCUUUGAAAAGUCCUAUAAACCAAAACAUUAUGCGCUGUGAGUAUUUGCUGUUGUGUUUGUAUAAGGAGGACGUGAGCCGUGUGUUUACUAAAGAGCCCUUAACAACCGUGUCGGGAUACAGCAGUGUGAGGUCUAAUCCCAUAUGGCUGGAUAAAGUCAAGGACAAACUGCAAAGAAAAUUGUACACCACAGUGGGAGAGUUUGUAGAUGACAUCAGGCUCGUCUUCCAAAACUGGCAAACUUUUAACCGGGAUGAAGAUGUUAGCAUGUUGGGAACCAGACUGAGCGAGCUCUUUGAGCAGAAGUUCCACACCUGCUUUAAGAUCCAGUAGAGAGUCUCCUGUUUCACCGAACUGCACCUGAUCGUUCUGUUUACAAUCAAAACACAAAGAAUCGUCAACGGAAUUUCAAAGAUUAUGGUGUCAUAAAAUACAAGAGCCAAUCAGAUUCGCGUAUGCAGAUUUGGAGAGAAUGCAGAUGUUUUGUGUAGAGGAACAUCUCCAAUUUGGGUUCCUGGGAUGAUUUAAAGGUGCGGUGCACGAUCUCUGAAAGCCAAUGUUGACAUUUGAAAUCACCUAACCAAACACGCCCCUAACCCAGAUGGGUGUCACCUCUGUUUUGAUAGCUCCGCCCCCGCACAUACAUACAU